Propithecus coquereli (Coquerel's sifaka) is the source of this 3052-nucleotide messenger RNA. RefSeq names its product chromosome unknown open reading frame, human C16orf62 (gene VPS35L). Lineage: Eukaryota; Metazoa; Chordata; Mammalia; Primates; Indriidae. The transcript is spliced from 31 exons. Gene Ontology annotation, biological process: endocytic recycling. Gene Ontology annotation, cellular component: endosome. The record is from RefSeq and is a predicted model, not a curated record. Bases 43 to 2856 code for a protein of 937 amino acids.
AGGGCUGGCGGCCCUAGAAGAAGCGGUCAUGUGACUGGGAAGAUGGCCGUCUUUCCCUGGCAUUCCAGGAACAGGAACUACAAAGCCGAAUUUGCGUCAUGCCGCCUGGAGGCAGUGCCUUUGGAGUUUGGGGACUAUCACCCUCUGAAACCCAUAACCGACAGCUCCAGAAAGAAACGUGAUAAAGAUGAGAACUCCAUUGUAGGAUCAGAUUUUGAGCCUUGGGCCAACAAACGGGGAGAAAUCCUUGCCCGGUACACGACUACAGAAAAGCUGUCUAUUAAUCUGUUUAUGGGAUCUGAAAAAGGCAGAGCCGGGACUGCCACAUCCGCAAUGUCAGAGAAGGUUCGGACCCGACUGGAGGAGCUGGAUGACCUGGAGGAGGGUUCCCAGAAGGAGCUGUUGAAUUUGACUCAGCAGGAUUACGUGAACCGCAUAGAGGAGCUCAACCAGUCGCUGAAGGAUGCUUGGGCCUCAGACCAGAAAGUGAAGGCUCUAAAAAUAGUCAUCCAGUGUUCAAAACUUCUUUCAGACACCAGCGUCAUUCAGUUCUACCCGAGCAAAUUUGUCCUUAUCACCGACAUACUUGAUACAUUUGGAAAGCUCGUGUAUGAGCGCAUCUUUUCCAUGUGUGUGGAUAACCGCAAUGUCUUACCAGAUCACUUUUCUCCAGAGAAUACAAAUGACACGGCCAAGGAAACAUGCCUAAAUUGGUUUUUCAAGAUUGCUUCCAUCAGGGAACUCAUUCCGAGAUUUUAUGUGGAAGCAUCCAUCCUGAAGUGUAACAGGUUCCUCUCUAAAACGGGAAUUUCCGAGUGCCUGCCUCGAUUAACAUGCAUGAUCAGAGGGAUCGGAGACCCGCUGGUGUCGGUGUACGCCCGCGCCUACCUGUGCCGGGUGGGAAUGGAAGUGGCUCCCCAUCUCAAGGAAAGCCUAAAUAAGAACUUUUUUGACUUCCUCCUUACAUUCAAACAGAUUCACGGGGACACGGUCCAGAACCAGCUGGUGGUCCAAGGAGUGGACCUCCCAUCUUACCUCCCCUUGUACUCGCCCGCCAUGGACUGGAUCUUCCAGUGCAUCUCCUACCACGCCCCUGAGGCUCUGCUGACCGAGAUGAUGGAGAGAUGUAAGAAACUAGGAAACAAUGCCUUGCUGUUGAAUUCUGUGAUGUCAGCCUUCCGGGCUGAGUUCAUCGCCACAAGGUCUAUGGAUUUCAUUGGCAUGAUCAAAGAGUGCGACGAAUCUGGUUUCCCCAAGCAUCUCCUUUUUCGGUCACUGGGAUUAAACUUGGCCUUGGCUGAUCCUCCUGAGAGUGAUCGGCUUCAGAUUCUCAAUGAAGCUUGGAAAGUUAUCACUAAAUUGAAGAACCCACAGGUCUCCUUUGGCCGUGAUUUUGAACAACAGCUGAGUUUUUAUGUGGAGUCCAGGUCAAUGUUCUGCAAUCUGGAACCUGUUCUUGUGCAGUUGAUUCACACAACUACCUUAACAUUUGUUUUUUGUUUUGUUUUGCAGCUUCAGUUAAUAAUUAAGAAAGUUAUUGCCCACUUCCAUGACUUCUCAGUUCUUUUCUCAGUGGAAAAAUUUCUGCCAUUUCUGGACAUGUUCCAAAAAGAGAGUGUGCGGGUGGAGGUUUGCAAAUGCAUCAUGGAAGCCUUUAUCAAGCAUCAGCAAGAGCCCACCAAGGACCCGGUCAUUUUGAAUGCCCUUUUACACGUUUGCAAGACAAUGCAUGACUCUGUGAAAUUCUUGCUAACGAGGACAUUCCAGUCCAGGGGAGGAGGGAGGCUGAGGCUUCAGUUAAUAAUUAAGAAAGUUAUUGCCCACUUCCAUGACUUCUCAGUUCUUUUCUCAGUGAAACGAGAGGUGAAUACGGUUUUGGCUGAUGUCAUCAAGCACAUGACUCCAGAUCGUGCAUUUGAAGAGUCCUACCCUCAGGACUACAUUAAUUGUGCCGAAGUGUGGGUGGAAUACACCUGCAAGCAUUUCACAAAACGAGAGGUGAAUACGGUUUUGGCUGAUGUCAUCAAGCACAUGACUCCAGAUCGCGCAUUUGAAGAGUCCUACCCUCAGGCCUGUGUUGCCUACUGCUUCAUCACCAUCCCCUCCCUGGCGGGAAUCUUCACACGUCUCAAUCUCUACCUGCAUUCCGGUCAGGUGGCCUUGGCCAACCAGUGCCUCUCCCAAGCUGAUGCUUUCUUCAAAGCCGCUAUAAGCCUUGUCCCAGAAGUCCCAAAGAUGAUCAAUAUCGAUGGAAAGAUGCGGCCAUCGGAAGCAUUCCUUAUGGAAUUCCUCUGCAAUUUCUUCUCUACUUUAUUAAUAGUUCCGGACCAUCCUGAACACGGGGUCCUGUUUCUGGUUCGAGAGCUUCUCAACGUGAUCCAAGACUACACCUGGGAGGACAACAGCGAUGAGAAGAUCCGCAUCUACACCUGCGUCUUGCACCUCCUUGCCGCCAUGAGCCAGGAGACCUUUCUCUACCACAUAGACAAAGUUGACUCCAACGACAGCCUCUACGGGGGAGACUCCAAGUUCCUGGCAGAAAACAACAAGCUGUGUGAGACAGUGAUGGCUCAGAUCCUAGAGCAUUUGAAAACCCUGGCCAAGGAUGAGGCCCUGAAGCGCCAGAGCCUGUUGGGACUUUCCUUCUUUAACAGCAUCUUGGCCCACGGGGACCUGCGCAACAACAAGCUUAACCAGCUUUCCGUCAACCUGUGGCACCUGGCGCAGAGGCAUGGCUGUGCGGAUACCAGGACCAUGGUGAAGACACUCGAAUACAUCAAGAAACGAAGCAAACAACCAGACAUGAAUCAUCUGACCGAGCUGGCCCUCAGACUCCCUCUGCAAACGAGGACCUGACCCCUGGGCCCAUCCUCAGGGUCAGGGACUCCGAUGCCAAGUCCAGAAAGAUCUGCUUUGCUGCCCUGAACUCUUAUUGGAAUUUAGGGUUUUUUAAAUUUUUACAUAUAUACAAAGUGGUUUAAGCUUUGGCCUCUACCCAGGUUAUUCUGACAGUGAAGAAGUGGGAAUUGUCAGAGCAUUCAAAUCAAACUUC